This is a messenger RNA of Phytomonas sp. Hart1, 663 nucleotides long. NCBI's taxonomy places the organism in Eukaryota, Euglenozoa, Kinetoplastea, Trypanosomatida, Trypanosomatidae. The record is from the annotation of a GenBank genome assembly.
AUGUCGAAUUUCCAAACUGGCUGCAAUUCUAUCUUAAAAAGGUCCUCUCAGAAUCCUUUUUUAUCCACUUUAGACCGAUCUCAGGUACUAGCUAGUCUUAAGGACGAAAAUCCCGUACUAAACCCCUCUCGAGUAGAAGAAAAGGAUGAUCGCUCCUUGUGCCUAUCAAACCUGACGAUGAUGGAGCCUAGCCUUAAGCAUCCUCGUCUUGAAAGCAGCGCAGGAGCUCUCAGCUCGAAGAAAUCUAGCGAAGGAGAAAACUUGUUUCCACGUGUUUGCGAGGGGUCUUCUUCAGAAGUGGCGGAUGCUGUUUAUUUCGAAUCGCUUUUAGGGCAAUUAGUUGGGGUCGAUUUGUUUCUCCGCUUCUCUGAUAUGGAGAGUGAAGGGAACGCUUUUCUAGAGGGAAUGCAGCGAAAACAGGAAGAGCUGUUUAGGUUGAAAAAACACAUUGAGGAGCUGAAUGCCCUUCGUUAUGUCGAGCAGAAGGACUUUGCGGAACGGAUGAAGAAUGUUCAGGGGCAAAUAACAAAGCUUUCGGCCAAAAAAGCGGCCUUGGAUAAAAUUCUAGGUUCUAGUACAAAGAAGAAUCUUCACCAGAAAGUCGUGCGCCAAUCACCGAACUCGAUUCUUCGUUUACUAGACGAAUGAAAAAUAAAAAAAAAA